UACUAUAAGAUAAAAAAUUAAAGAUGUCUAGGUAUGGCAAAGAUAACUUUUAUUAAAAAAACAAGUGGCUCAAAAUGUUUAUUAUUUAAAAUAUAUAAAAAUAUUGAUUUGAAAAAUUUCUCUUUCUUUUUUGACGUCUCUACUCUUACAGAGAUCUUUGAUAUCUUUGAGAUUAUCUUCCUAAAUCUUCGUUCAAUCAUAAAUCAAGUUUUAUCCCAUCAAUCAAAAAUUUUCUUACUUUCUCUAUAUAUCUACUAUCCAGAUCUAUUAUCUGAAGCAUGAUACAAAUUUUCAAAUAAUGUUGUUUAUCAAGUUCUAACUUCCUCCUAUCUAUAUUAGCCGCAUCAAAUACUUGAACAAUAUAUAGAUAUGUUUUGUGUUAUGGAUGUAUUGAGUAUUUUAAAUUUUCUAAUCUACAUAUCUAUAAUCAUUAAACAUAACGCCAACAAAGCCAAGUUCAACUUAUAUAUGUUUGAGAGCAGUACCAACAGUAUACACUUCUAUAUUACCAGAUAUUACAUUUCGUCAAAAGAAAACAGUUUUGUUAGCAGUUAAUUUCCGGCAUCGAGCGUUUAAUAAAAUGGCGGUGAAAACAAACUAAUGUUUUGUUGAAUGUAUACAAUAAUUUCAUUGAUACGGAAAAUUUAAUUAAUUUAUUUGUAAUAUUAUAUAUCAUACAUUAAUAACAAUAAAGAAAUUGUGUCGAAUAUUCUCAGUAUAUCGUAAAACAGCAAAACAGAAUUUUUCAUUAACUAAAUUGAUUUAAUUUUCGAAUUUUGUAUAUUUAUAACUUAUAAAUUCUUAGUAACUUAUUAUUUAUACAAUAUUUGCAAUAUUUAUACAAUGACUGCAAAAAUAUAUCAACCAGAUCAAGAAUUAGAGACGAAGGUUAAAAAAGCAACUGAACGCAUAUCUGAAAACAUGCAUAUAGUUGCAAAUGAGCCAUCGCUUGCAUUUUAUAGACUUCAGGAACAUGUAAGAAAGGCAUUGCCUCCUAUGGUGGAUAAACGAGUAGAAGUGCUUACACUUCAACAGCAACUUUUAGGCAGGUGUUAUGAUGUAGAGUAUGCUGUAAGCGCUAUUAAGACAAUGCAUGGUGCUGGGAAGAGUUUUGAGAACACUUUAGAAUUUAUCAAGAAUGCUAUAUUUUUCAAACAACAAUUAAAGUAUGAAGAACAGCGUAGGCACAAAAAAGAUGGAAAUAGAGAUUCUGUAUACAAAAGACUAUCUGCACACAUUCCUACCUUAGAUCAUUUACCGGAUGAAAUAUCUGAUGUUGUAAGAGAAACUGCUAACAGGGUAGAGUCUAUGAUGAAUCAUGCCAGAUAUUCUACCGAGGUUCAGAAAACAAAUUGAACUUCACAACUGACAAUUUAAUGUAUUAAAAUAUAAUAAUGUCAAGAGAUAUAAAUGUGGAUAUUGUAAAUAAUAAUUGAUUUUAACUAUAGAUGAAUAACUUGUUUAUAGUUAAAAGGUUAUGUAAAAAAAUGUAUAAUGAAAGUGAAAUAAAUUAUUGUUCUUAUGUUCUGAGAAGCUUAA
This is a messenger RNA of Bombus huntii, 1539 nucleotides long. RefSeq names its product BLOC-1-related complex subunit 8 homolog. Lineage: Eukaryota; Metazoa; Arthropoda; Insecta; Hymenoptera; Apidae. The transcript is spliced from 2 exons. The coding region runs from base 844 to 1356 and encodes 170 amino acids. The record is from RefSeq and is a predicted model, not a curated record. Gene Ontology annotation, cellular component: BORC complex.